Molecule: messenger RNA, 1295 nt
Organism: Notolabrus celidotus (New Zealand spotty)
Lineage: Eukaryota; Metazoa; Chordata; Actinopteri; Labriformes; Labridae
Gene: lhfpl4a
Product: LHFPL tetraspan subfamily member 4a
Exons: 4
Coding region: 115-828 (237 amino acids)
Biological process (GO): gamma-aminobutyric acid receptor clustering; sensory perception of sound
Cellular component (GO): postsynaptic membrane; inhibitory synapse; plasma membrane
Molecular function (GO): GABA receptor binding
Source: RefSeq, a predicted model, not a curated record
AUUCCAAAAAGAGCAGAAUCCAGAUCUGCUGGUUGACUGAUCUUCUUCGGGAGAAGAGGGAGUCACUGGACCUUUGGACAUCUGUGCGGGGGGGUUGGGGGGUGGGAGAGAAAAAUGCUGCCUUCCCAGGAAGCGUCCAAAAUCUACCAUGACAACUACAUGCGCAACUCCAGUGCCAUUGGGGUCCUGUGGGCGAUAUUCACCAUCUGCUUGGCCAUCAUCAACGUGGUCGUCUUCUUCCAGCCCUACUGGAUCGGUGACAGCAUCAGCACCCCCCACGCUGGUUACUUCGGCUUGUUUCACUACUGUGUGGGCAACGGGAACUCCAACAGGGAGCUCUUGUGCCAGGGCACCUUCACUGAAUUCAACGCCAUCCCGUCGGGAGCCUUCAAGGCGGCCUCUUUCUUCGUGCUGAUGUCUAUGGUGCUCAUCCUCACCUGCAUCGGCUGUUUCGCCCUCUUCUUCUUCUGCAACACCGCCACGGUCUACAAGACGUGCGCCUGGAUGCAACUGCUAUGCGCCUUGUGUCUGGUGUUCGGCUGUAUUAUCUUCCCAAACGGCUGGGACGCUGAGAUAAUCCGGGACAUGUGUGGAGAGGACACGGGGAGGUACACGCUGGGAAACUGCUCGGUGCGCUGGGCCUACAUCCUGGCUAUCGUCGGCAUCCUGGACGCUCUCAUCCUCUCCUUCCUGGCCUUCGUGCUCGGCAACCGGCAGAGCGACUUCCUGCAGGAGGAGCUGAGAGCAGAAAGCAAAGAUUUCACUGUGUCCAGGAUUGAAAUCCGCGACACCAAGGAUCCUAGAUUUGCGGUUCAUCGGUUCCACUGAGAACAAAACUUCCUCUCCUCCUCCUCUAGUCCCCUCCCUCGUCCCCAUCCUCCUCUUACUCCUCCUCCUCCUCUAAGUUCUUCAGGUUAAACCUUGAUCUGGACUUGGAAGAGGUCUUGGAGGCCUGAUAGUUUGUGAAAAAAAAGGACUGAAGUGGUAUCACCUUAGAAAGGAGAACUGUCUGUUGGAAGAGAAAUCCAGGACCAUCAGCUUUACCAAACUCUGGGAUCAAAAAUACAGAACACAGCGUUAUUGUUCAAAAUAAGUUGUUAUAAAAAAAGAUGAUGAAGUUAUUUAUUAUGAAAAAAUGCUUGCAGUCGGAGUAUAUAUAAAUAUUUUUACUGAGUGGUCAAAGUUAUGUCAACCUUUCAAAGUGACAUUAUAAAGUGCGUAUGAAAAAGCACACAAGGUGCUACUUCUGAAGAAAAAGAAACAAAAGAUGCACAAAGAUAAAAAAAAGAUGAUUU